Messenger RNA from Cuscuta campestris, 2123 nucleotides. Lineage: Eukaryota; Viridiplantae; Streptophyta; Magnoliopsida; Solanales; Convolvulaceae. The record is from the annotation of a GenBank genome assembly.
CAACGACCUUAGUUAGUAAGAAUUGAACCCGAUGCGGCAGCUUUGUUGAAGAUCAGUGUUAGCCCGGCUGACUAAUGUAAAUAUCUUCAUGUCUCGCGAAGACCAUCUUCGAUCAAAGUGCCUCAGAUUGAGGGCUUAAAUGAAUUGGGCGUCCCCGAUAUGAGCUUUGCUCACUUUUUUGCUGAAACCGAUGUGCAAUCGGUGUACCCAAUUCGAUUGGGCUCAGGCUUAUUGGAAAAUAUGUGUAAGACUGGUGUGAGACCAGUGUACCAGUUCGACUAGGUCACAUAUUUUCUUUAUUAUACUGAGCAAGACCGGUGUAGUAACCAGCGUGCCAGGCCAGACCUGUGUCUUAGUCUUCCAAUAAGAUAAUGCUGCUGGCCGGGCCAGAUCAACAUUGGAGAAUUAACCAUGUCGGAUGGUUUCGAGCCCUCUCCAAGGCCCAAAAUGCACCUUUCUUCCAGGGCCCCCUCUUCCGGACGUUCUGUUUUCAUGGUGGCUUGAACUGGAAAUCAAAGCUCCGAAUGGGCAAGUCCGGUGGAGGGUAUUCCUUAUUACAUUUGCUAAAAAAGGCCUUCAGAUCACCCCCCAACAAGGACACCCAGAAAAGCAGCAGCCGAAGGAGAGACUUCGAAUCCGAUUACGAACAACAACAAGAAGAAGAAGAAGAAGAAGAAGAAGAAGAAGAAGAAGAAAAGCAGCAGAAGCCAGGGAAACGCCGGUGGAUGUCGCGAAGGCCGCCAGAGAAAACAAAUGUCCCCAACAAGGUUGCAGUGGGAAGAAGCGAGUCUCGCCGCGAGAAACAGACAAUGGCAAUGGCCAUGGCCACGGCGGCAGCAGCGGAGGCCGUGGCGGCAACGGCACAAGCGGCGGUGGAGAUGAUUCGCCUCACCAGGCCUUUCCUUCUCGUCAAAGAGCAACGGGCUGCUACUUGCAUCCAGACCGCUUUUAGAGGAUACUUGGGGAGAAAAGCACUUGGAGCACUGAAGGGGGUGGUGAUGCUGCAGGCGGUGGUAAGAGGGCAUAAUGUGCGGAGGCGGGCAAAGAUGACUCUACAGUGUAUGCAGUCGCUGGUGAGAGUGCAGACUCAGGUGUGCGACCGGCGAAGAAGAAGACUGUCGUGUGAGGGGAGAAUGAAUCAUUAUUAUCAACAUCAUUGGUCACCCGACCCAAGAUCCCCCACGAUGUUGAGCACAAGUAAGGAAGAAGAAGACAGAGUAAGCUAUGAGGAGCUUUGUGACAAGCUGCAGGGACGACGACAUGAAAGAAGCAUUAUCAUGAGAAGGACUUCCCUUGAUCAACCAAGAGAUCCUCCCCCUUUCACCAGAACAGUCAAAAUGGACACUGCCCUUUCAUGCCCGGUCCACUCUUCCCGCACUCCUCCACGCAGCAUCAAGCCCAUCUCGGUCAGCCCCCCCGAUGAUCACCCGACACCCGAGACCCCAAACUCGCUAUCAGCAAGCUACUUUCCCAGGACACCUCGGGUAGUGCCGAAUUACAUGGCCGCUACCGUGUCCGCCAAGGCCCGCUCACAGAGUUCCCCCAAGCAGCAAAGGCCUUCCACACCUGAUAGAGAAUUUAGUUCUUCUGCAAAGAAACGGCUUUCUUUUCCGGCAGUAUUUGAGUCACAUUCAUGGGAAGAGGAUGCAUACAAUAUAUAGUUGGCUUGCACUAGCUCAUAAUAGCUUAGCUUCGAUAAUCAAAACGAUUCACACACAACACCUUUUGCAGGGUUAUCCAGUUAUGGCUAAUUUUGGUUUUUGAACUUUGGGGUAGUUUUUUAUUUAGACUUUAAAAAAAGAUAAUAUAACUAAGGACAAUAGGAAGGAAUUUCUAUAUGUUCCCUCCGUCCCAAAAAGCCUUUCUAUCUUUAUCUAUCCCAAAACCUCUUCCAAUUAUAUUAAGAAGUUACUUUAACCCCGUUGUGCGUUAUCUGGUCAAAUAGCUUUAAGGUGUGAAUUAAUUCACGGACAUAUUUCAAGUUUUUUCUCAUAUAAUUCAGAUGAUUCAUUAUGCUCUUCAGAUGAUGAUGAGUUGGAUCAUAGAUGUAGAAGAAGAUGAAGAAUAAAAGCUCUAUAAGCACACAAGUAAUGAUGACUCUGUCAUAAAUAGGAACUUGAUGU